Colletotrichum spaethianum is the source of this 201-nucleotide messenger RNA. RefSeq lists its product as uncharacterized. The transcript has a single exon. The record is from RefSeq and is a predicted model, not a curated record. NCBI's taxonomy places the organism in Eukaryota, Fungi, Ascomycota, Sordariomycetes, Glomerellales, Glomerellaceae. The coding region runs from base 1 to 201 and encodes 66 amino acids.
AUGUUGCCGUCCACGUGCCUCUCUGUGGACGGCGUCUUCGCGCCUCCAUUCCGUUGGGGACAUAGUCCCGACGAAGGUGAGGUGAAGAUCAACGGGCCAGUCGAGAUGAACAGCGUUGCAGCGGACGAGGGAGACCCAUCCGCGCCAAUUUCGAGCAAUCUCGAGCCACCGAUCCAACGUUUGGCCUUCAGUGCCCACUGA